GGCGCGUCUCGCUGUUGAGCUUUAAACCCCAACCUAGAUGAACUAGUGUGCACAACUUCAAUUUACUCGAGCGAUCAAUACAAAAAUGAUAUUUAAGAGUCGAUUAAACUACUCGGCAAACUAUUAAUAUUGAACCUCGAAAAAAAAAACGACGAAAUCUUGCGACCGAUGCGCCGUGGCCGCCCGUAAGGAGGCGAGAUGGCGGAAUCGCAGGGUGUUGGAGAGGAGCCUCGGACCGGCGAGGGGACCGAGUCUCUACGGAACUGGCAGGACUUCAUAGAACGGUGUCUGAUAACGCGCCUCGACAACGAGACAUUUGAGAGAUUCGCUCCGAUACACCAUGCCAAGUACCCGUUGUCACCUCGCGUCCUCGCCGAGCUCUUCCUGCGACCGCAGAAGAACAACCACGAUGUUCUCGAUCCCCGAAUCCCGCAAUACAUGCAAAUACUCCUCGCGCACCACUACAUCGAUGCGCUAUCCAUUCUGCUGGCCAUGUACAAAUACUCAACAUCGCACAAGCAGAUCCAAGACGUCACUGGAGCCGGCGAAAACGACCAGUCGGGCGAACAGCAGCAGCAGCCCCUGAGAUGGGGCAACUCGUACGCCACCGAGGAGCACAUAUUCUACCGCCUCACGCGGUCCGUGUCGCACGGCACCGGCAUCCACGACUCGUGGGACGCGCUGCGUAUCGCGAGGAUCAUGGCCAAGUGGAUGGAGCUCUUCACGGCGACGGCGGGCGCCUUUGCGGCCGACAUGGUCAACCAGCAGAUGCAGACGGCCGAGGAGCGAGACCGCGUGGAGAGGGAGCGCAGGAAGCAGCUGCCCCGCGUCGACGAGAUGGAGUCGGCGCGCGCAGGCUUCGUCAUGCUGCUCCUGGGGGUGUGCGAGAGCAAGCCCGUCCUCGGCGCGCUGGGGAAGCCGUACGCAAAGACGGCCCGCAAGGAGCUGUCGGACGCGCUGGGCAACUUUGUCCCAACGAUCAUGCAGAGCGCCGAGCAGAUCUCGCAGCGGCUUGUGCAGUUCCGCACCGAGACCCUGGCUGGGUUCGAGCCUGUUGACAAGGCCAAGGCGGCUGCCAACGCUGAUAUGGAUGAUUUCCUCGACUCGACUAUGGGUCUUGACAGCUUGGUAGUUCCAGAGAUACCAAUCAGCAACACGCGGGCCGGCUUGUAUAUUUAUCUGAACUCGCUUCUGGUUGGACGUCCACUAAUGGAUGAUGCGGCCAUAUUCAACUACUUGCAUAACCGCUAUCAGGGCGACUUGCAGCAAACUGCAGUAGACCUCAUCCUGGUUUCUUUUGAUGUCGUUGCAAAUGCAGCUUCCGUCAUACAAUCUCCCAAGGCCGCGCACGUAUUAAGAUCAUAUCUCACAAACAAGGUCCCUCUUCUACUGGCCUCUUUGGCUGCCUCGGGGUCGGGGCUUUACCCUUUCAAUGCGGCAGCUUGCGUGGAGCAUGCAACGCGCCAAGUCAGCUCGGCUACGUUUCCAAACAUGUCUGACUACAUCUCGAGUCGCAGCGGCAACACGCUCACCGAGGGAACUCGCGAGGACUUUUUAUUCGCCUGCUGCCUCCACGGACUUAUCCCAGAGACUCAGAUUGAGCCGAUUCUCAACGAGACGUGCUACAACUCGCUGCCGACCGAGGGUCGUCUUGUAAAAGAAGCCUUGGUGCAAGAGUGUCUUGCCGAUCCGGAAAGAACAGUGCAGCUGGUGAAAGACAUCGAAAAGUGCAACGGAAACGUGGGUGCUAUCUGUGUAGCACUGACCGAGGUUCUUGGACAACUUUGUACAAUGAGAGAAACAAUGACACUCAAGACACUGUGCGGCCAGUUGGCGCGCGACCCAAUGUAUCUUGAUGUGUUGCUUUUGUUCAACAAGCUAUCAGCGAUUGUAUAUCCACUUUGCGACCUAUUAGACAAUUGGAAGCAUGACGAAGACCAGGGCGAGGCGCAGCCAUUUUAUGAAGAGUUUGGCUCGAUGUUGCUCCUGCUUCUUGCGCUGGUCAACCGCUACAACCUUACUGCUGCGGAUAUGGGCGCUCGAUCGCCCGACUCGUUCGUCGCCAAACUCAUUGGAAAGGGUCGACUCUUUCGACCGCUCGAUGAGCUUUCCCCGGAGGAGAAUGGACAUCUUGACAAAUGGAUCCACGGUCUCUUUGACAGUGACGCCGGUGGCCUCGGCGAUGAGCUCAUGUCAUCCUGUCCACCACAGGAGUUCUAUCUCUUGAUCCCAACGCUGUUUUACAACAUCGUGCUUGCGGUCAGCACGGGGUCGCUUUCUGAGGAUAGUCUCAGAUGCGGUGUUGAAUAUCUUGUUGAUACAUUUCUACUCCCAUCCCUCGUGCCAGCCGUGACAUACUUGUCAAAUCACCUGUGGCUUGAUAAUCACCCGCCUGAACAAAAAGCAAUUCUCAAAAUACUUCAGCUCAUCCUUCAACCCAGCUCAAUAUCAUCCGAGGCAUCCUCAGUACUUUCUUCUGUUUUGAGUAUAGUAGCAAAACCGCUUGAUCAAGCGCUGCGUGCCUACCAACGCCGAGACCCUCGCAAUCAGGAGAUUGAGCCGCUACUCCGCAUCCUUAAGGAGCAUGUACCCCUAUCUCGCCGAACCGGUGCUGCCGAGAACAGCGAGCUGGAGGCAUGGAGUAGCACUCCAAACGGCGGUCUCUCCCAGGCCGUUCGCAGCACCAUCAGAGGCUUCAUCGCCUGGGGUCUGCAGCCAGCAGGGACGGAAUCUACGCCCACUGCUUACACGCACCGUCAGCUGUUGGCCGCCACUCGCAUCCUGGGCGCAAAACAAACCGUCCGCCUCAUUCUUGACGAAUUGAAGGAGCAGGUCCAGGCCGGCAACCAGAGCGUCGCGUACGACGUCUGCUGCGCUAUAAUCUGCGCUCCCAACGUGGCAACCGACGAUGUCGACCCGUCAUCGCAGGUGAAUCUGCUCGACGCCACCGCGCAGGCACACGGCCCGCAGCAGCGUCCCAUGUCGCUGCGGCAGGCGCUCAGAGCCGCCGCCGAGGACUGGAAGAGGAUCCACAAGGACGACCCAGUUGCUUUCGAGAUUGUCGUCCGUCUGCACCGCCGCGUCGAGGCCCAGCUGGCUGUUUCCGUGUCGGCAGCAGCUGCUGCAGCGGCCGAGGCAGUGCUACAGGGCGACGGCGGAAACAUGCUAGAUGAUGCAAUGGCUGCGGCGGGCGUCGUCGAUGGAGAUGCUGCCGCGGCCAUGGCCCUCGACGCGGCCACUGUCGGCCUCGACAUGGGUGGCGGUGGUGCGGGCGACCUUGGGCUGGGUGGCUCAACGGCAAACUCGGUCGGAGGUCUGGACCUCAACGACCAAGACGUCUUUGGGGGACUGGGGCCGCUGAACGGAUGGGACGAUAUGGACCUGGCCUAGUUGACCAGCUUGACAACUUGGCCGUCACAUUGAUGAUGUUUGACUGGGUUGGAUGGCCCAUGGAAACAAUAAUGAAAGAAGACAUGCGAAAAGACUGGAAGACCACAGGCAAGUCAGCGGUGUUGUUGUAUGCUGACUGCAUCUUGAGGUGACCCCUUAUAGUGUGGGGGGACCUUUCCAGCGAGAUUUGUGACACGUCUUUAUGCGCGACCAAGGUUUUAUCACAGCGGUCACCUUUAGGUAUAUCGAUACGGAGACGGAGUUAAGGAUAUGUAUACCCACCCUUGAGCUGAAACAGGAUUGCCACGAAAAUUAUUAAUAAAGCGUUUUCCAAGCCG
This is a messenger RNA of Pyricularia oryzae 70-15, 3728 nucleotides long. RefSeq lists its product as uncharacterized. The record is from RefSeq and is a predicted model, not a curated record. Gene Ontology annotation, cellular component: mediator complex. Gene Ontology annotation, biological process: regulation of transcription by RNA polymerase II. Bases 199 to 3390 code for a protein of 1063 amino acids. Lineage: Eukaryota; Fungi; Ascomycota; Sordariomycetes; Magnaporthales; Pyriculariaceae. Gene Ontology annotation, molecular function: transcription coregulator activity. The transcript has 4 exons.